CCUUUGACAUAUCACAACAUUGAGAAAUUUGGGAAGGUAAUUUUGAGCAAAACGAAGAAUAAGACUGGACUUUUGAAGGAUGGAGAAUGCACCGAUAGAUGGGUUGGAGGCGCUGGAGAGGCACCUGAAGGUCCUCGUUGAGAAACCCGAGACGCCGUUUGAUGCGAAGCUGUUUGAUGAUGUUGAGCUUCAAUUUACGCCAACCAACACCCCACCCCUCCUCAACCGCCUCCUCCCCGGUCUCACCGCAACCCUCACCCUCACACCCCAUGACCCCACCCCCGUCGCCUCCCUCGCCUCAAAACUCCUCGCCCCCCUCAACUUCACCACGCUUCUCACCAUCGCCCCCCCGCCCUCUUUAAUACUCGCCCUCUCUUCUUCUCCCCCUCCGGACUCCUCGCCCUCGCCAUCUUCGAGAAAGCCGCCUCAUCCCCCUCCAACGUCGCCCUCCUCGCCACCCACCCCGACCUAAUCGCACAACUCAUACGAACCUGGCUAGCCAGCCCCGCCGUCGGGGUCGGUGAGUGCGCGACACAGCUUCUCGGCGCACUG
This is a messenger RNA of Pseudogymnoascus destructans, 552 nucleotides long. RefSeq lists its product as uncharacterized. NCBI's taxonomy places the organism in Eukaryota, Fungi, Ascomycota, Leotiomycetes, Thelebolales, Thelebolaceae. The coding region runs from base 80 to 472 and encodes 130 amino acids. The transcript has 2 exons. The record is from RefSeq and is a predicted model, not a curated record.